Lathyrus oleraceus (garden pea) is the source of this 2887-nucleotide messenger RNA. Its product is annotated as BEL1-like homeodomain protein 1. The record is from RefSeq and is a predicted model, not a curated record. The transcript is spliced from 5 exons. Gene Ontology annotation, molecular function: DNA binding. NCBI's taxonomy places the organism in Eukaryota, Viridiplantae, Streptophyta, Magnoliopsida, Fabales, Fabaceae. Gene Ontology annotation, biological process: regulation of DNA-templated transcription. Bases 429 to 2486 code for a protein of 685 amino acids.
ACCACACCUUUUAAAUCUCACCAGUCAUCACUCAUCCACCAUCUCUAUCUGUCCUUUUAAAUACCAUACCUUUUUUCCACACCCAAAAAUCACUUGGACAAGAAAAAUACACUCUCUCACGCACCACCAAAAAACAACCAAACCAAUCAAUCAAACUCCAUUUUUUUAUAGCUUUUUCUUCCUAUAAUCUUUCUUCACUCCUCGUGCGAAAAAUCCAUCCUUGUAGCUUCCUUUGUCUACUAAUCAAUAAUUCCAAAUGGUACCAUGGCACUAAACAGAUCAACAACAACUACCAAGGAACAAAACUCAAGUUUAUAGAUCAAGCCAUAUAAACCAAAAAAGAAGGUUUUUCUUUAUUUGUUCAUAAUCAACAUGAUACGUUAAAGCUUCUUCCUACGGACAAAAAAGAGAACUUUUUUUUGACAGAUAUGGGAACGUACUUUCACGGAAGUAGCAACAGUUCUGACAUCCAACCGUCGGCAGAAGGUAUGCAGACACUUUACCUUAUGAAUCCAAACUACGUAGUACCGUACUCCGAGGAACCACAAAAUCCAACACAAAACAUGCUUUUCACUAAUCACAACGCUACCACAAACACUCCUCCUUCACCUCACGCGCUCAAUGUAUUCAAAUUUCCGCACGCGCCUUCUUCGAUGAGUCAACACAACAUAGUUGGAUUUACUGUUCCACCGUCGAACUUCCAUGGAUCCAACUCCACCGACAGUUCUACACAGCCGUAUCAAGCUUCCGGCUUCCACGCCAUCCCCUCCUCGGCGGCAGAAACUACUCAUCCACCUCAUCCCCAGUAUAAUACAUGGGGAUCAGGUAGUUUCAUACUACCCGACCAAACUGUCACGGUGGCCACAACCUCUAACAUAUCAGAAUCUCAGACCGUUGCCACCGUGACAACAUCUGCAGCGACAGAAUUUUCGCCGCCACAAAUAGGUUAUCAUCAUAGGCCAGUUUAUCAGCGUGGUUUGUCUCUCAGUCUUUCCUCACAACAAACGCCUUACCGGUCAUUUUCUGGCGAGGUUGAGGUCUCCCGCGGCGGUGACAACCACGGCGGUGUUGUUUUCGGGUCGAAGUACUUAAAAGUGGCACAAGAGCUUCUAGAUGAAGUUGUGAAUGUGGAUAAGGGAAUCAUGAAAGGAGAAUCUGUUGAAGGAAAUAAUACUAACAAUAAUGAUAGAGAAAAGAGGAAAGCGAAUAUUGAAUCGAGUUCGAGUGGUGGAAGAGAAAACGAUGGAGGGAAACAAGUUGUUGAAUUAAGCACUGCACAGAGACAAGAGCUUCAAAUGAAGAAGUCAAAGCUUGUUAACAUGCUAGAUGAGGUAGAGCUAAGGUACAAACAAUACCACCAUCAAAUGCAAAGUGUGAUAUCAUCAUUUGAAUCCGCAACCGGAUACGGAGCAGCAAAAUCUUAUACAUCCCUUGCCUUGAAGACAAUCUCAAAGCAAUUUCGAAGUCUGAAAGACGCAAUAACAUCGCAAAUCAAGACGACUAGCAAGAGUUUGGGAGAAGAUGAUUGCUUGGGAGUUAAGUUAGAAGGUUCUAGGCUAAGGUACGUCGAUCAUCAUCUCCGACAACAACGGGCAUUACAGCAACUUGGAAUGAUUCAGAAUAAUGCUUGGAGACCACAAAGAGGAUUGCCCGAACGAGCUGUUUCUGUUCUUCGAGCUUGGCUUUUCGAGCAUUUCUUGCACCCAUAUCCUAAGGACUCUGAUAAGGUUAUGCUUGCAAGACAAACUGGACUUACUCGGAGUCAGGUGUCUAACUGGUUUAUAAACGCUCGAGUUCGGCUAUGGAAACCAAUGGUUGAAGAAAUGUACAUGGAAGAAAUCAAGGAACAAGAGGAGAAUAAUGGAUCCAAGGAUAACACAAAUACAUCAAAAGAAUCAAGAAAAGAGUUAUGGUCUACAACUAAUGCUACACAAGAAUCAAGUGCUACUAAAAUCGAUCAUAUCACUGCGCUUAAUUCAAAAACAGAAAACUUCAACAACCAAAACACUUCUCCAACUGAUAUUUCACAUCCCAAUAAUUCAAUCUCCUUAUCACCAUUGGAUAUGAAGUCUAACAGAGAAUCCAACACAAAGUUUGAGUUUGAAAGGAAUCAUGACAAAAAUGGUUACCCUUUAAUGAAUGAAAAUGAAAACCAUGGUGGUGGUUAUGGAUCAAUAUUCUCAAUGGAAGAUAUUGGAAGGUAUAAUGUUAGUGAACAACUAGCUCCUAGAUUUCAUGGAAAUGGUGUUUCUCUCACUCUUGGUCUACCACAUAAUGAAAAUCUCCCUCUAUCUUCAACUCAACAUGGAUUUCUCACUCAUAGUAUGCAUAUCGGAGGGAGGAUUGAAAUGAGAGAGAAUGAAAAUGAGUUUUGUGGCAUUAACACUACUACUCCUUCUUCUCAUUCAGGUACAAGUUAUGAGAGUGUUGAUAUUCAAAACAAGAAAAGGUUUUCUACACAAUUAUUACGUAACUUUGUGAACUAAUGAGAUAUUGGAUAUCCUUUGAGGAGCUGAAAUCAUGACGUGCCAUAAUGAUUUUGAUCACCCUAUCGAAAUGUCAAUUCGAACAAAAAAUUAGUGUAUAGUUCAUAUUCAAGUUUGUUUUGGGAAGAUAUGUAUUGUAUAUGGUAUUGGAAUAAUAAAUAGGUAUGUAUAGGAGUUGAAUGAGUUCUUUGGAUUUAUCUAUACUUAAAGACAGUUAUGAGUUAAUGUGUAAGAUUGAUAUUUCCUUCAUGCAUGUAAUUUUGUUUCUUGGACGGAUUGUAAUGGGGUGGAGAUCAUGAAAGCUAUAAAGAUGUACAAAUUUUUUGAAUGCUUUCAUUAGAACAUGAAUGUGUAUGUGAUCUAUAUGGGAUAUGGAUGAAAUUUAUUACUUAUUGCAAAUC